GACGUACACUUGCCCUUGUAAUAUGCGUUAGCAUCUAAUAGUCUGUGAUGUGUGGGAAUCUGGGAAUGAGGCACAAAUUUAUGAAAAUAUUUUACUAGAAGCAAUAUUUUCUGUUUUUCGCGUACAGUUUAAAUCACUCGAUGUUUCAAAGCACUGCUACGUUUAAUAUUUUAUAGUAUUUUUUUUUAUAUAACAACAAGUGAUGGGACGAACAAGUGAAUGAUUAUUUUUAUUAUUCCUAAACGAGAACUUAGCUAUCGUCAGCUAUCGUGGACAGCAGUGGACAGAUUGAAUUUAUUGUGUUAUUUUUAAUGUAGUUUUUCUUUGCCCUAUUUUACCAAAAUGCUUGAGAGGUGAUGAAACAAUUGCUUUAAAAAGAUAACGAAAUGAAGCUCCUCUAUAAAAGCAUUGAGAAAGAUGGGUGUGGGAGCAUUGCUUUAAUGCCCGAGGAGCCAGAGGAUAUGUGGCAUGCUUACAACUUGAUUGCUGAAGGUGAUGCUGUGACAGCGUCAACAGUUCGCAAAGUACAAACUGAAUCAUCUACCGGGUCUUCGACAAGCAACAAAGUGCGGACCACACUUACAAUCAGUGUGGAAAACAUCGAUUUUGACACGCAAGCAUGUAUGUUGCGACUAAAAGGUCGAAAUAUUGUUGAGAACCAAUAUGUGAAGAUGGGUGCAUAUCACACACUAGAUUUAGAAUUGAACAGAAAGUUUACUCUACAAAAAGCAUUAUGGGACUCUGUAGCUUUAGAGCGUGUAGAGAUGGCUUGCGACCCUGUGGCAAAUGCUGACGUCGCCGCAGUCGUUAUGCAAGAAGGGCUUGCGCAUGUCUGCCUUAUCACUCCUUCUAUGACUCUAGUCAGAUCAAAAAUUGAUAUUACAAUUCCAAGAAAACGGAAGGGAUUUGCUCAGCAACAUGAAAAGGGCCUCAACAAAUUCUAUGAUGCAGUGAUGCAGGGUAUCCUCAGACACAUAGAUUUUAAAAUAGUGAAGUGUGUGAUAAUUGCAUCACCUGGCUUUGUCAAGGACCAAUUCUUUGAAUACAUGAUGCAACAGGCCAUCAAGACCGACAAUAAGCUACUCAUUGAGAAUAAGGCUAAGUUCUUGCUGGUGAAAGCUUCAUCGGGUUUCAAAUACUCUUUGAAAGAGGUUCUUCAAGAGCCAGCAGUAAUUGCGAAAAUAUCAGAUACAAAAGCGGCUAGUGAGGUGAAGCUAUUGGAGAGUUUCUAUACCAUGUUGCAGCUUGAGCCUGCUAAAGCAUUUUAUGGGAAGAAACAUGUACAACAAGCCAACGAGGCUCAAGCUAUUGAGACACUUAUGAUCUCUGACAAAUUGUUUAGGUGUCAAGACAUACAACAGCGUAAGGAAUAUGUAGCACUUGUCGAUUCUGUACGUGAAAAUGGUGGUGAUGUUAGGGUAUUCUCGAGUAUGCAUGUUUCUGGCGAACAAUUGGAUCAACUGACAGGUAUAGCAGCUAUACUUCGCUUUCCAAUGCCAGAACUGGAAGAUAGUGAUGCAGAACAAGGCAGCGAAUCUGAUUCAGAUUAACAGACAAUGUGCUUAUGAAUCCCGAAACCAAUACUCCAUUUAUCAUGAACAUUAAGCAUUAGGGAAUUUUAUGCCUCACGUAACUGUGUGUACAAAUUGGCAGGAAGAAUAAUAAAUUAUUUGAGGUGUACAUUUCAUUAAACAGUUACAGUAUGCUAAAUAAGUGAGAUAUGUAUAUUGUAUAAUGCAAAAUGUGAAACUUUUACUUUUAAUUUUACUGAUGAAUCUCUGGGACAAAAAUUCCAUUACCAUAUUUGCU
Hyposmocoma kahamanoa is the source of this 1809-nucleotide messenger RNA. It is a transcript of the gene pelo, whose product is annotated as protein pelota. NCBI's taxonomy places the organism in Eukaryota, Metazoa, Arthropoda, Insecta, Lepidoptera, Cosmopterigidae. The coding region runs from base 387 to 1550 and encodes 387 amino acids. Gene Ontology annotation, biological process: nonfunctional rRNA decay; nuclear-transcribed mRNA catabolic process, non-stop decay; RNA surveillance. The transcript is spliced from 7 exons. The record is from RefSeq and is a predicted model, not a curated record. Gene Ontology annotation, cellular component: cytoplasm.